Molecule: messenger RNA, 1544 nt
Organism: Rhodamnia argentea
Lineage: Eukaryota; Viridiplantae; Streptophyta; Magnoliopsida; Myrtales; Myrtaceae
Product: rhomboid-like protein 15
Exons: 13
Coding region: 165-1391 (408 amino acids)
Biological process (GO): endoplasmic reticulum unfolded protein response
Cellular component (GO): endoplasmic reticulum membrane; Hrd1p ubiquitin ligase ERAD-L complex
Molecular function (GO): serine-type endopeptidase activity; ubiquitin-specific protease binding; misfolded protein binding
Source: RefSeq, a predicted model, not a curated record
CAAGUUUUUCUUUCCAAAAGUCGCAGUCUCGAAACUACCGUGAAGUUCCCGAGUUCCCCCCCAACUCAGUCGAGUCGAGCGGUGGACGGAGUUUAGUUUGCAGGAGUUGGAACGCUGUUGACGCCCCCAAAAGUCACUGAGCCCGAGCGAGUGGGAAUCGAGAAAUGCGACCCAACAUUGUUACCGAGGCUGGCUUGCCUACUCGGUUGGGACAAUGGUGGGAAGGGAUUCCAUUCCUCACUUCUGCCGUGGUCAUCACGUGUGGUACCAUAUACUUGAUAUGCCUUCUAACGGGAUAUGACUCCUUUCAUGAAGUAUGUUUCUUGCCUUCAGAAGUCAUAUCACGAUUCCAAGUGUACAGGAUAUUUACGUCAAUUGUCUUCCACGGUUCACUGCUGCAUGUUUUCUUCAACAUGCUGGCUUUGGUUCCUUUGGGCUCAGAGCUGGAGAGACUGAUGGGAUCUGUACGGCUGUUGUACAUAAUAGUUCUCUUGGCCACAAGCAGUGCUGUUUUCCAUCUCUUCAUUGCGCUUUUGGUAGCCCAUAAUCCUUUUCGUCGUUCUCCAUACCUGAUGAAUGAGUGUUCAAUUGGCUUUUCCGGGAUUUUAUUCUCCAUGAUCGUGAUAGAGACGAGUUUGAGUGGAAUUCAAUCAAGAAGUGUGUUUGGACUCUUCAACGUGCCUGCUAAAUGGUAUGCCUGGAUCUUGCUGGUUGCCUUCCAGCUUCUUAUGUCAAAUGUGUCAUUACUUGGACAUCUUUGUGGAAUUCUGUCGGGUUUUGCAUAUACUUAUGGCCUUUUCAACUAUCUCAUACCUGGGACAUCAUUUUAUUCUGCCAUAGAGGCCUCCUCGUUACUGUCAACUUGUGUAAGACGGCCAAAAUUUAUCAUGUGCACUGGGGGGAAUACUACGGGUUACAUCCCUACAUACUUGAAUCAAAAUGCAACAUCCAGUGGAUUGAUCUCUGGAAAUUUGUGGAGAAAUUUGUCUGCCUGGAUGCCACAGCGGGAAACUUCUGUUCAGUCAACACAAGACGGUAGGUUUCCUGGUAGAGGAAGGACGCUAGGAUCUGAAAGAGGUCAAAUGGUUUCUUCUCAAAAUUCUGAUUACAACUUACAGGCUAGACUCCUGGAUAAUAAUGGCCCUGAACAUUCACCAGGCAUCGCACCUGUAGGUUCUGGGCUGCCGUUACUGGAUGGAAGGAACCUGGAAAACACAUUGCCCGUGACUUUAGAAAGCCAUCUACACAAUCAGGCAUCAGUUGUUUCCGAUGAAGAAGUCCAAAAACUUGUAUCAAUGGGCUUUGAUAGGACACAAGUUGAAGUAGCAGUUGCAGCAGCAGACGGGGAUCUUGAUGUAGCAGUAGAGAUUCUGAUGAGCCAACAGGGGUGAAGCCGGGGCAAGCGCUUUUUCCACAUUAUUCCUGGUUAGCUCCUCCAUUGCGAUUGAUCUUCUGUGCUUAGUUUCAGCUGAUUAUCCAGUGUCAUUCUGUAUAUAACUUACUCUUAAUUACUCAGUUUAACAUGGUUUUACAAUGGUUCAAAA